UGGUGUUAUAGGCUUGUUACAGUGUAAUGUUACAGUGUAUUUUCCAAGGACUGCUCGCUACAUGAGUUGCUGGUUACCCUUCGAGGAUAUGUUUGAUUCCACAGAAUUUAUUUUUUUGAAACUCAGACUAGGCCCUAAAUGUGUUUUUGCAGAGUGGAAAAGUCAGAGUAGAUAGAUCAUGUAAUGGGGGAGUGUGAUUUAGCGUGUCCGAAAUGGGCUUCCAGAGCUUACGGCUAGGUCUAGGUCUGUUAAUGUCAUGGUGUCUCAAAGUCCUUGACCUACAUGUAGCUGUAGACAACAGGUUCUGACACAGCCUUGCAAGACACUGUGUAUGCCUAGUGCCGGAGUGUGGAGUGAGCGUGUAAACCAUGAUCAGUUAUUAAACAUGGUGUAGUGGUGAUGGGCAUUCUACAGCUAGGGCCCAAGUUCAACCAUACCAUGGUUCAACCAUGGGCUAAAGGGUGAUUCUUUUGUUCUAGUUUAUUAUGUAAUUCUGGUAAUGACACCAAGGAUUCCUCAAAAGUGCCAUUGGCACUGUAGCUCGCAAGCCUGAAGAAACCUGUAGAGAGGAGACAGAAUUUCAGAAACAGUUACAGUUUUAGAGGUGGAAGGAAUAUCUACAGUCUUAAGUAGGCUUACCUGUUUGAUCAGUUCCUUCAAGGAAAGAAAAAUUUCUCAUUCCAGGUUUUCUUCCACACUUUUUUAAAGUUUCGUUUUCCUUUGAGUUUUUAAAAUUGGAAAAUUUAACUUUUUAAGGCUGAUUUAACAUGGUUUAAAAAAUCAUUUUUGCAUCUUUUACACUGUCAUUGACGAGAUAUUUCUGAAACUCAGAUGGAUCAAUGGACUCUUGCUGAAACUUUUGUGUCUAAGGUAAUGUGCUUAAAAACUGCUUAACCUAGCCUGAAAAGUGCGUUCCAGUAAUGAGUAAGCCUAUUUCCUGGAGAAUUGAUCUAGCUGAAGAGCCACCUACAUCAUGUGUUGCUUGAUGAUGUCCUGAAAGGGAACUUUCCCUUUGUUUCAGAAAGUAGUGUGUCGCGAUUGGCUGGUUAAAGAUUUGGAGCUUAUGAAUGAUGUCAGAGGAUGUUAUGGAUGCCGAUGACUUUGCACUAGGUCUGCGCACCAGUCUUCACCGGGCAGCCUUUGAGGGUCAUGUGAUGCAGUUACGUCAGCUGAUCGAGCAAGGCGCAAUCGUGAACUGCCCCACGAUUGACGGGGUGACGCCGCUCCAUGAAGCUUGCAGCCAGGGUCACAUGGCAUGCGUAGUGAUGCUUCUAGAGGCUGGAGCUCAGGUGAACGCCAUGAAUGUUGACAGUUCAACCCCUCUGUGCGAUGCAGCAAGUUUCGGCAAUGUGGACUGUGUGCGUCUGCUACUCAGGUCGGGAGCAGUGACCAACCCGCCCACUAUGUUCACCACACCCCUUCAUGAGGCUGCCUUAAGAGGUCAUGUUACAUGUCUUAAGGAGCUGGUCUCCGCGGGAGGCAAUGUUGAUGCAACGGAUGGCCACUUUGGGACCCCCCUGCAUGCGGCCUGCCACCAAGGCCGUGUUCAAUGUGCCAAGGUGCUCCUCAAAGCAGGAGCAAACGUUAAUGCCCUGAAAAUCCAUGAGACUCCCCUGCACGUAGCCGCCUCAACUGGCAACCUUGAGCUGACGCAGCUACUCCUGGACUUUGGUGCCGAUGUCAACUAUUGGGACAACCGUGGCAGGCGUCCCACUGACAGGGCUGUCAAGGGUGGCGUAGUCGCGGACGUGCUUCAGCAUCAUGCAGAGAACGUGGCACCCCUCACCCAGCUGUGCAGACUGGUCAUCGUUAAGUCGCUCAGAGGGAAACUCUUAGGUUCUGUUCACACUCUCGGAUUACCCAAAUCAGUUCAAGAAUACCUUUGUUUCAGCAGCAGGUGACAAAGAACAGGUAGGCAACCUUACAACCAGCGGUUUUUAUGCUCUCAGAAAUUUGUUUUUUAGUAUCCAGAAUGGGUUAGAUCUUUGAGAGCAGUGAGAUUUAUGUUUGAUUCAUGAGUAGCAGACUCCUGUCUUGUAUUCAUGAGUUACGGAGGGUAAAGUGUGUCUUCUGUAGUUGUACUAAACAUCAAACGGUGUCACCACUGCCAGACUGAAAUCGUGAUACUCAAGGAUGUCGUUUAGAGCUCGUGAUUAUCAGUAUUUGAUACAAUGUGGUUGGCCUGUUAGUCUACUUUGUGUCAUUUUAUGUACCUUUUUGCCCAGUGACAUGUUGGGGAACUUUGGUAUAGAGUACUGAGGUGACGUCGUGCACAUUUAUAUAUGUAAAAGGCAUCAGCGUGAAACCAGUGUGUGAACCAACAAGCGCGUACUCUGUUUGUUUGCACUGCACUUUUCUGGUUCAAAAUGACGUCACACUUUGGUGCUCUGUGCCAGCUGGUACGGCCAAGACAAUGGAAACCACUCUCGAUUUCAGUUGCAGAUUGGUGAAGGUAUCCAUAUGAACUGAAAUCUUUAAAUCAAUUUGCACUUUUGUUCCUGUCUCACAAAGCUACAUGUUAAACUGUAAAUAUUGAACAUACGUUAUUCGUUUGCUUUGUUAAUUCAAUACUUUUGACCCAAUUUUGCUGAAGAAAAAAAAAAUCUGUAACUUUUCUCCUCUGGUUUAUUCAGAACAACUGUACAUUUUUGUUGUGAUUUGUUACACUUCCAGGUCAUAUAUUAUUUUUCUCAAACAGCUCUUAACCAGAGGCCAAUAGAGUCAUGCACAGUAAACUGUGUGCCGUGUAUCUUAAUCAGCUUACCUUAUACCUUAUCGAUGAAACGUAAAAAGAAUUGACAUCAGAUGCGUUGAUCGUUUACAGUAAAUCAGUUAUCAAAAUCAAUGAUCAUAUCAAAUAUCUACUAUUUUAUCAUCGCCAAAGUGUGUACAAAGAUAAUAUUAAUACCAUGACAAGAAUAAAGCUCAAAGCUCCAUUUUGGAAAGUUUAAAUAUUAAACAUGCUGUUUUUAAAGCAACUAUGAAUUUCACUGAAUUAUUUCAUCACUAUUAACUGCUACAAUAAAAAUACAGUUAUAAAUGUGAAAUUUA
Molecule: messenger RNA, 3051 nt
Organism: Acanthaster planci (crown-of-thorns starfish)
Lineage: Eukaryota; Metazoa; Echinodermata; Asteroidea; Valvatida; Acanthasteridae
Gene: asb13
Product: ankyrin repeat and SOCS box containing 13
Biological process (GO): intracellular signal transduction; positive regulation of protein catabolic process; protein ubiquitination
Molecular function (GO): protein binding
Source: RefSeq, a predicted model, not a curated record